This is a messenger RNA of Vicia villosa (hairy vetch), 1233 nucleotides long. RefSeq names its product ethylene-response factor C3-like. The record is from RefSeq and is a predicted model, not a curated record. NCBI's taxonomy places the organism in Eukaryota, Viridiplantae, Streptophyta, Magnoliopsida, Fabales, Fabaceae. Gene Ontology annotation, biological process: ethylene-activated signaling pathway; regulation of DNA-templated transcription. Gene Ontology annotation, molecular function: DNA binding; DNA-binding transcription factor activity. Bases 186 to 950 code for a protein of 254 amino acids. The transcript has a single exon.
ACUCUCUCCAUCUUUUUGGUCUCUUUGUUUCCCAUGACUAUAUAAAUAACCCAAACCCCCAAAUAUCUUCAUUCAAACUUCAAAACUCACAAUUAGUAGUGUUUCACUAUUAAAGGAAAAAAAAAUAUACACACACAUACAUUAGGCAUAUACACAAAAUUCCAAUUUGUUAAGUUCAUCCAAAAAUGGACUUUGAUUCUCUUCUCUUUCAAAACCAAAACCAAAACCUUCUAUACUUCCCUCAAAAUUCCUACUCCAAUAAUUUCUCUUGGGAAUUAGAAAAUUUCAAUAGUUUCUUUAGUGAUGAUAUCGACUUCAACAACGAAUCACAUACAAAUGAAUCAUUUUCUUCAUCUUUAUCAUCUGCCGAGUCCAAUUCUUUGGUGUCCGUACUAAGCAAUGAGUCAAUAGAAGUCUCAUCCAAUACAACUUAUACACAACUAAUCAAACAAACACAAACUUCAUCACUAUCACCAUCACCACCGCAGAUUAAGGAAAGUAAUAAAAGGGCGUAUAGAGGAGUAAGAACAAGGCCAUGGGGAAAAUUCGCGGCCGAGAUAAGAGAUUCAACACGAAAAGGUGUUAGAGUAUGGAUUGGAACAUUCGACACGGCCGAGGCGGCCGCGUUAGCUUAUGAUCAAGCAGCUUUUUCAACAAGAGGUUCAUUGGCAGUGUUGAAUUUUCCGGAAGAAGUUGUUAGAGAAUCACUUAAAGAAAUGAGUAGAAACUCUAAGCCUUUGGAAGAAGGUACUUCACCCGUAUUGGCACUCAAGAGGAAACACAUCAUAAGAAAAAAGUCCAAUAAGGUUAGUAAAAAGAAAAUCAAAAGUGAAGAACAAAUCAAGAUUCAAAUAGAGACCAAAAAUGCUAAUAUUAAUUCACAAAAUGUGUUUGUGUUUGAGGAUUUGGGUGCUGAAUAUCUGGAGCAACUAUUGAGCUUGACUUCUUAGUUUUUUUUUUUUUUUUUUGUCUAGAUUCAUAGGUUUUGGAAUUUUUCAUCAACUUGGGAUUCUUAAAUUCAUGAUGAUGACAAGAUAAAGGUUCCAUAGGAUAUUCCUUCCUCAUCUUUUAUCGUCAUCAUCAUCACUUCACUACUUGAAUUUUUAUUUUGCACUGUUGUUGUUCUGUAAAGGAAAAGAAAACUUUACAAAGUAUAUAAUUACAUAUAUGUUUUUGGAAAAAUGAUACUAUAUUGCACACGUUAAUUUAUCUUCGUUAUGAAAUUAUUGUAUA